Messenger RNA from Fusarium oxysporum Fo47, 981 nucleotides. RefSeq names its product NAD binding domain of 6-phosphogluconate dehydrogenase-domain-containing protein. The transcript has 3 exons. Bases 1 to 981 code for a protein of 326 amino acids. Gene Ontology annotation, biological process: L-valine catabolic process. NCBI's taxonomy places the organism in Eukaryota, Fungi, Ascomycota, Sordariomycetes, Hypocreales, Nectriaceae. Gene Ontology annotation, cellular component: mitochondrion. Gene Ontology annotation, molecular function: NADP binding; 3-hydroxyisobutyrate dehydrogenase activity; NAD binding. The record is from RefSeq and is a predicted model, not a curated record.
AUGGCGACAGAUUUCGGUGUUAUUGGCCUUGGCAUCAUCGGCUAUGGCAUAGCCAGUAACCUCCGCAAGAAGAUUCCCGCUUCCUCAACUCUUCAGGUUCUAGACCUCGAUCAGGCCAUCAUCCAACGACUCAUCAACGACUUCGGCAGCUAUGGCAAGAUCGAAGUCGCUUCCUCGCCAAAAGAUCUUGUAAACAAAGUCGGCGCUGGAGCCGUCCUCUCCAGUCUUCCCGCAGGCCCCCAUGUUCGCAAGGUCUAUCUCGAUCCCGAAAAUGGUGUCAUCGCAGCUACCAAAAACCCUGAGCGCCUGAUGAUUGACUGCAGUACCAUUGAGAUUGAGUUUACACAGGAGCUUGGCAAGACAAUCAUCGAUGCUGGACUUGGUAGCUUUGUCGAAGCUACGGUAUCAGGUGGAAUGUGGGGUGCCAACGCAGGAACCCUAUCCUUCAUGGUCGGCCAUCCCGAGCCAAACGCAGACGACAAAAUAGGCCAGCGUAUCUAUGACACCUUAUCCCUCGUUGGUAUACCCAGCACAAUCACAUUCUGCGGCGGUCUUGGCAUGGGUCAAGUUGCUAAGAUAGCGCACAACUACAUCACCCUCGCCAACAACCUGGUCGCAACGGAAGGAAUGGCAAUCGGGCUCAAAUACGGAAUCGACAAGAAAGCUCUCUAUAAGUGCAUUAGAGAGGGAACUGCGAAUUCUUGGGUGAUGGGACUCGAGCAGCCGGUCCCUGGUCUUGUUCCUGAGGCCCCGUCUAGCAACAAGUAUAAGAGAGCGUUUGCGCCGGCGCUCAGUGUGAAAGACCUUACUAUUGGUAUCGAGGCUGCGAAAAAGGUUGGCAUUGCGCCGACGGCGGGUGAAGCUGCUAUCAAGGCGUUUAGAGAGGUUGAUGCCGAUCCGAGGACGCAUGAUCUGGACCAUACUUCCCUUUGGCUACAUGUUUACGGUAAUCUAGAUGAAUGGGCACAGGAGAAUCUUUAA